Molecule: messenger RNA, 972 nt
Organism: Manis javanica (Malayan pangolin)
Lineage: Eukaryota; Metazoa; Chordata; Mammalia; Pholidota; Manidae
Product: olfactory receptor 5K1-like
Biological process (GO): G protein-coupled receptor signaling pathway
Cellular component (GO): membrane
Molecular function (GO): olfactory receptor activity; G protein-coupled receptor activity
Source: RefSeq, a predicted model, not a curated record
AUGAUUGAGGUAAACCACUCCUUGACAAAUGACUUUAUUCUCAGAGGAUUUACAGAUCACCCAGAGCUAAAGACCAUUCUGUUCGUGGUGUUCCUUACCAUAUAUCUGAUCACCAUGGUGGGGAAUCUUGGCCUGGUGGCAUUGAUUUACAUGGAGCGUUGUCUUCACACGCCAAUGUACAUCUUUCUGGGUAAUCUUGCACUGAUGGAUUCUUGUUGUUCCUGUGCCAUUACUCCAAAGAUGUUAGAGAACUUCCUUUCUAAGGAUAGAAUGAUUUCCCUCAAGGAAUGCAUGGCACAGUUUUACUUUCUCUGCCUUGCUGAAAGUGCUGAUUGCUUUCUUCUAGCUGCAAUGGCCUAUGACCGCUAUGUGGCCAUAUGUAGGCCACUGCAGUACCACACCAUGAUGUCAAAAAAACUGUGCAUUCAGAUGACCACAGGGGCCUACAUAGCUGGAAACCUGCAUUCCAUGAUUCACGUAGGGUUUCUGUUUAGGUUAACUUUCUGUGGGUCUCACCAAAUCAAUCAAUUCUUUUGUGAUAUUCUUCCAUUAAUCAGACUCUCCUGUGUUGAUCCUUUUAUCAAUGAAUUGAUGAUAUUUAUCUUUGCAGGGUCAGUUUCAGUCUUCUCUUUCAUCAUAAUUGUAAUCUCUUAUCUCUGCAUCCUUUCCAUGAUCUUCCAAAUGAAAUCCAAAGGGGGGAGAGGCAAAGCCUUAUCUACUUGUGCAUCCCACUUUCUCUCUGUCUCAAUAUUCUAUGGCUCUCUUCUCUCCAUGUAUGUCCGACCAAAUUCAAUUAAAGAAGGAGAUAAAGAUAUGCCCAUUGCUGUUUUUUACACUGUAGUGAUUCCUUUAUUAAACCCUUUUAUUUAUAGUCUAAGAAAUAAGCAAGUAAUAAGUGUUAUGACAAAAACUAUGAAGCAAAUUUCAAAAUGUUAUGAAACAAAUAUCCUGCGGAAAUUGAUUUUAACUUGA